CUGCUUCUGCCUUCCCCCGGGCCGAUGCGCGGGCCGCACGGGCGUGGCGAAGUGAAGAAGAGGCUCCUUCCUCUUCCUCGUCCUUCUCGACCAUGGGCGACUGCGGAGCCCCCGGGGACGUGAACUCCAACGUGCUGGUGGCCCGCAGCACCGGGGACGCGCAGCUGGACAAGGCGGUGUGGCAGUGGCUGAGCUGGGACAAGAAUCAGAAAACAAAGGAACAGAUUGAGAGCUUGUUGCAGGAUGGGAAGCACAAGGAGCUACGGGAUCGUCUGUGCUGCCGGCUGAGCUUCGGCACCGCCGGGCUCCGCUCGGCCAUGGGAGCAGGAUUCUGCUACAUCAACGACCUCACAGUGAUCCAGUCAACACAGGGGAUCUACAAGUAUCUUGAGAGGAAUUUUUCAGACUUUAAGCAGAGAGGCUUUGUUGUUGGAUAUGACACACGAGGUCAGGUCACCAGCAACUGCAGCAGUAAGAAGCUUGCAAAGCUCACUGCAGCAGUGCUGCUGGCCAAAGAUGUCCCUGUGUACUUCUUCUCUACCUAUGUCCCCACACCCUUUGUGCCCUAUGCUGUGCAGCAGCUCGGAGCUGUGGCUGGAGUGAUGAUCACAGCGUCCCACAACAGGAAGGAGGACAAUGGAUACAAGGUUUAUUGGGAAAAUGGAGCACAGAUCACUUCUCCUCAUGACAAAGAAAUUAUAAAAUGUAUAGAAGAGUGUGUUGAACCAUGGAAUGGCUCUUGGAAUGAAAAUCUAGUGGACACCAGUCCCCUUAGGCAGGAUCCUCUGAAGAAAAUAUGUGACUGCUACAUGGAGGACCUGAAAAAGAUCUGUUAUCAUAGGGAGCUAAAUGUGCAAACAAGUUUGAAGUUUGUUCACACCUCUUUCCAUGGAGUUGGACACGACUACGUGCAGUUGGCUUUCAAAGCCUUUGGCUUCCAGCCCCCCAUUCCAGUACCUGAGCAAAAAGAUCCAGACCCAGACUUCUCUACUGUCAAAUGCCCCAAUCCUGAAGAGGGAGAGUCUGUGCUGGAAUUGUCACUGAGGCUUGCAGAGAAAGAAAAUGCUAAAGUAGUAGUGGCCACUGAUCCAGAUGCAGAUAGACUGGCAGUGGCAGAACAGCAGGAAAAUGGCUGCUGGAAGGUGUUCACUGGCAACGAGCUGGCGGCUCUGUUCGGGUGGUGGAUGUUUUCCCGCUGGAAGGAGAACUGCUCCCAAGAUGCUGAUGUGAGGAAUGUUUACAUGUUGGCCACCACAGUCUCCUCAAAAAUUUUGAGAGCAAUUGCCCUUAAAGAGGGAUUUCACUUUGAGGAAACGCUCCCUGGUUUCAAAUGGAUUGGAAGCAGAGUAAAAAAUCUCCUGGAUAAUGGGAAAGAAGUCCUCUUUGCAUUCGAAGAGUCUAUUGGCUUUAUGUGUGGCACAUCAGUGUUGGAUAAAGAUGGUGUAAGUGCUGCUGUGGUCAUUGCUGAAAUGGCAACGUACCUGGAGGGCCAGAACCUCACACUGGCACAGAAACUUGUUGAGAUAUAUGAAAUGUAUGGAUAUCACAUAUCCAAGACUUCCUAUUUCUUGUGCUAUGACCCUCCUACGAUCAAAAGGAUAUUUGAGAGACUUCGGAGCUUCGAUGGCCCUCAGUCUUAUCCCAAAUGUUGUGGAAAUUACAAUAUAUUACAUGUAAGAGAUGUUACCACUGGCUAUGACAGCAGCCAGCCAAACAAGAAAUCGGUGCUGCCAGUGAGCAAAAGCAGUCAGAUGAUCACCUUCACGUUUCAGAACGGUUGUGUGGCCACCCUUCGGACCAGUGGGACAGAGCCCAAGAUCAAAUACUACGCUGAGAUGUGUGCCCUGCCUGAGCAGAGUGACAGGAGUGUGCUGGAAGAAGAACUUGAGAAGCUGAUCGAGGCUCUGAUUGAGAACUUCCUGGAGCCUGACAAGAACGGGCUGACCUGGCGCUCGGCGUAGGCCUGUCCCGCUGUCCCCAGGAGCCUCCACGUGGAACAAAGGGCCCAAGAACAGGAGCAGUUCAAAUGUCUGUGUGUCUCUGUGUGUUAAACAGCUGCAUUUCUGCUCUGUAAAGAAGCAGCAUUCUUUUGUCAGGCUUUUCACCAAAGUCUGGGCUAGAAAAGGGGGACGAAAUUGGAGAAAACAGUGGAAUUAAUUGCUAUCAUUUUCCAUCCUUUUGACCAAAAGGUUAAUUAACCCACACCAGUGCAAAUGAACUGCCCUGAUGUGUUUAAGGCAGGUGAUCUUAGCCACUGGAUCUUGUCUUAAAUUCACUCCAGGUACUUAAAAUACAUUUUCUUUGUGUGAAAAGCUUUGAAAGUCAGGUAGAAAUGAUCACUCCAGACUGACACAAAUCCUGCUGCUUCCUCUCAGCUCUGUGUGACCCUCAGAACAGGUCUGCGCUUCCAAAAACAUGGACGUAGAGCUCAGCAUUUCUUGUUUAGGCCAAUUGUUGACAUUUUUCAGCUGCUUAAUUAAUUCUUCUAUUGGUGAAGGUGUUCUUGGUGCAUUUUCUGUGUCUGUCUUAAAAAACUUGGCAGUGAAACAAUAGUGGCAACACCUGCAGUUCUGCUUUGGGGUUGGAGUUGUGUAGUGCCUUUCCAAGGCUUCCAAAGGAGCAGGAAUUGGUCAUUAGUUAAAUUGCCUAUUCUGACUAUCCCAGGCUUUGUAGCUCUUUUUUGUCCCACCUCCCUCAAGGGUCUUAAGGUUUUUUGGUUUUUCUGUGUUCAUUAAGUUUUUCUGUACUCAGUCAGUGACUUUUUGGUUUUUUCUGACCUGAAUUUAUAUUGUUUGUGUUUAAAAAAAAAAAAAGUGGAGGUGAGACACUGACAGAGUUACUAAGUCAUGAUUUUUUUUUUCAUGUCUUGUCAGCUAAUUUCUGUUUGAGUAGCACUCUGUAAAUACUGCUAUUCUUUCUCUCUUAGGGCAAAUAUUUAACGACUUCUCAUUAUCUGUUUUCUGAGUAGAAAGUGAUACAGCUAAUCACAUUUCCAAAAAAAAUAAGCCAAUGCACAGGUUCUCCUGCAGAGAUGUGGUACUUCAGAAGAUCAAAGCCACACUUUGGCACAGGAGAGCUGGUUCUGGGCAUCUCCCUGUUACCACUGACAGGAAGUAAAUAAAAAGUAGAUAAAACCCAGCACUGAAUUGCUGUGUUGAAGGUGAUGUGAGAAGAACCCAAGAUGCACUUGAGUUCAAGCUGUUGUUUGCCACUAUUGCUAACUCUCCAGGUUUGUCCUCCAUCUGAUUUUACCCUUCCAGCUGGAUGGCACAGGGUGGGUUUGUAUGUGCUGCCUCUCCAUGGCUUUAAAGAGCCCCUUGGUUUGGGUUUUUCCUGCACUAUAUCCAUGGAGAAGUAUUUUGAUGUAUAUGAAUGUACAUGUGCCACAGAAGGUCUGUGUUGCACAAAUUCUGACCUGUCACUAUUUAUUUAUUUUUUAUUUUAAGAGAAAGUAUCUCCAAAUUGUUCUGCCAUUGAGUGAAAUGUAUCUAAUGCCAAAAAACUGCCUUUUUUUUUUUGUUCUUUUAAUUGUACAUUUGAUUGAUGUGGGGGGAAAACAGGUAAAUCAGAGUAUGCUUAUGUUGUUGUAUAGUUCUGGGUAGGUCUGGAAGGUGUGAAGGCACUUCUGAUGCUGCUUUGCCUUCAGUUUUCCCAAAAAAGGUGCAGGUCUGCACCAAAUUUGCAGGAACUCUUUGCCAUUCCUGCCUUUGGCAGCAGCUUAAACCCUGAAGCAUUGAGGAUUUUGUUCUCCUGGUGGUACAGAAGAGAACAAGUGACUUGGGACAUAACUUUGAACAAAGGCUGUAAAAAGCAUAGUGUGUGUGUGUGUGCUGUGUUAUUGUAGCAGUUCUGUCUUGUGAGUGAUGUUUGUGCUCCUACAAAGAGCAGGAAUCUGCCAUUUCCCAGAGAUCUGCUUUGCAUCAGUAGCUAAGUGUUAUAAAUGAAGACAAUCUGGGUUUUUGAAUAAGCACUGUUAGAAGUUGGUAUAACUGUUCAUAGUCUGAAUAUCUUUAAUUAAAUGAAAAAGCCCAGAUGUGGGUGUUUUGUAUCUGGGAUUCUUCCCAUGGAUGGGUUUGGCAGUGUGUUGUAGCUGUUAGUGAUGCUUUUGGGAUGACAGCAACAGGCACAAUGUAUUGAAUGUACUUUAAGGGUAGAAUAACUAUUUGCUCUUUUGAAACUGCUGCUACUGUUGUUCUCCUACUGUAUUGGAACUGUUGGAUACAUUUAUACUGUUCCAUUUGUGGAACUCCUUUAUUUCCUUCUGAUCUCGCAUCCUUUACCUCUGUUACUGUGAAGGACUGGAAUUCUCUUGUUUCUCUGCCCUGUAACUUUGUUAUGCAUCUUGUUAGAGUUGAUCUGGCUCCUGCACAACCUUCUUUCAGUUGUUCAGCUGGUUUUUUUUUUUUGUUUUUUUUUCCUGCUUCUCAGAUAAGAACAAAGGCUUUUCUGACUUGAGUAGGGAGCAGGUCACAGAUCAAAGGACACCCUGGGUGUUGUUCAUGAGGUGCUUCCAGGUAAAAUACACCUUUAUAAAGGUUGGACAUUGACUUAAACUGCAAUCACAGGGCCAGUGAGUUGGGUUUAGUGUUUGAUAAAACCCAGAGGGCUUGGUUUUGCCUUUUCCCUUCUGAUGUGACAGGUUUAAUCUCUGUGGCAAAGCUGUGUUUCCCUGGGUCUGGGACAGGAGCUUUCCAAGUUUGGGAGACUUGCCAGGCAAGGCUCAGUGUCAGUGAGACACAGCUUGUAGCUGGAUUUCUUAUUCUAGUUGUGAAACACCGUCCAGUGCGUGGCUUAAAUAGUUUCAAGGGCUGCCCAUGUCUCUCCUGCAUCUCUAAAGGAUGAUUCCUGUCAAGGCAAGAGGGAAUCAUAAGCUCUGGCAUGAGAGAGAAGGAGGGAAUGUGUUUAACAGGGAAAGGUGGGCUGGAAACCUCCAGCACCAGGCUGGCUGUGGCCCAAAGGAGCGGAGUAGCCCCCACUUGGUGUUGGGGUGCUGAGCCAGGUCUGCUUCCCUUGCAUUCCCAGCAGGAUGUGACUCAGAGGAGCUGGGAUUCCCUUGGGCUGUGGGAGAACUGGGAUGUUGCCUGAGGAACUACUAAUUUCCCUCAGCUCUUUCUUCUAAGGAGGGGACAUGCACUUGUGUUGUCCACAGGGUAGGUGAAGAUGUGAAACCCUCUGUGGCUGAGGUCGAGGGGAGUUGCCCACACUCUGCCCGGGGCUCCCUUCCCUGCCCUCACUGGUCCAAAGCUGUUGCUGUCCCAGGUUGGUGGUUACCUGCAUGUUGACAUUCCUGGUGUUAUUCCCUGGUUUAUCUGUGCUCAGGUAGCACUUUGUGUGCCCUCUCUGCCAGGCUCCUGAAGGAUUAUGGAUUUCAGCUCCUGUUUUGUUAAAGACAGCGUGUUUGUGAAAUUCUGGGAGCAUUGAUGGAGAAGCCACAAGGUGGAGUGAGGCAGGUGGAAUGUGUGUGCUGCUUUAGGAAGCACUUGGAUGUUCCCUUUAAUUUUAAAACUCAUAUUGUUACUACUUUAUUUUGUCUUUUCCCCCACUUUUUGUUCUCUUGUCUCCCUGACGGAGAGGGGACUCUCUGCAUGGUGACACCUGGGUGGUUCCAGCCCAGCUUGAUCCCCAGAACAUUUGCCAGCCCCCUGUUCAAGAGUAACUCUGUUCAAGGUGAUUGAAGUAUCUGAAGUUGCAUUGUUUCCCUUGCCUGGAAUCUUGGGGAGUUCUGGAUCUGUGCUCCCGUUUACCCAGUGUCUGUUCUGUAAAACUUGGGCAUAUUACAAAAUAGAGUGAGAAUUUGCACUUUUCUGAAGAGUUUCUGUGUAUUGCUAUGUGGAUUUAGCUGAAUGAAGUGUUAAAAAUAAUAAAAUGUUCCCUUUGUAGUUGCAA
This is a messenger RNA of Manacus vitellinus (golden-collared manakin), 5886 nucleotides long. It is a transcript of the gene PGM2L1, whose product is annotated as phosphoglucomutase 2 like 1. Gene Ontology annotation, biological process: carbohydrate metabolic process. Gene Ontology annotation, molecular function: intramolecular phosphotransferase activity; glucose-1,6-bisphosphate synthase activity. The transcript has 14 exons. The coding region runs from base 93 to 1961 and encodes 622 amino acids. NCBI's taxonomy places the organism in Eukaryota, Metazoa, Chordata, Aves, Passeriformes, Pipridae. The record is from RefSeq and is a predicted model, not a curated record.